GCGCGCGUAAGCGAGCGCGCGGCAGGGCGGCCAGGGAAGGUCUGCGAGGCGCGUGCGGGCGGACAGGCGAACGGGCGGCGCUAGGGCUCGUCUCCCGCUUGCGGUCCGGGUGGGCGCUUGCUGGGCUCCUGCGAGAGGUGACCCACUACUUAGGCAUGGGACACCGGCCCCUUCCCCACUUCCUGUGAUUGAGCCAGCGGCUGGGGUUACUGUGGGGAUGCCUGUCCAUCACCAGAAGUCAGACUCUUGGGAGAUGGACCCUGACUUGUUGCCCGGCUGCAGGCUCGGUGACCUGAGCAGAGGGAGCAGUCUGGAGAGUCGGACCAGCAGCUCUCGUUCCAGAAGUCUCACUCUGGAUGAUGAGAGCCUGAAGUACCUCACACAUGAGGAAAAGGACGUCCUCCUGUUUUUUGAAGAGACGAUUGAUUCCCUGGAAGGCGACUUUGAGGAGCAGGUGCUGUGUGAUGGUGAUGCUCAGGGCCACUCUCCGCGGUCUCUGGAAGAGAGCGCUUCUGGUCCCUCCGAGCCAGAGGAUGUCGUGGACUUAGUGCAGCUGGGCCCUGGAGCCGGGGAACCCGAGAGCCCUCGGGAUAUGACGGAGGCAGCAGGGGCUGGCGCUGUUGGAAAGGAAGACACCCGUGUCCUCAGGAAAGAGGAUGCUGAGAAGUCUCCCCCCCCAGACCCCCCAGGUCCCGAGGCCCUGCCCCUGCCGCCUCCCUGCCCUGUCCCCGCAGCAGCCCCGGCCCACCCCGGGAGAGAGCCCCCUUCUCCUCCAGCAGAGCACCCCAAACUGGCCCGCUCGGUCCCCACUCCGCUCGUCAUCGCCCAGAAGAUGUCUGAGAAGCUGGCAGGGAACGAAGGGCUCUCGCCCACAUCCCCGACCAAAGAGGGCAGGCCUGCAGGAUGGAGGACGCUGACUUCCGUGGCCCCUCGACACGGAGAACACUCGCUGUGGCACAGACACGCCGCACAGCCGGCGCCCAAGAUCCACCGCUUCCCAAGCAACAUCAGCGUGACCAACAGCGCGGGGAAGGCCUUCAAUAAGACCAUCUCCAAGGCCGCGGUCAACGUGCAGGAGCGCAAAGCCCAGGUCCUGGCCAACAUCAAUGGGGUCUCCUUCCUCUCCGUGGGGGAAACGGAGGACCAGGCCCAGAGGAGCGAGCCCGCCGAGCAGAGGAGAAGUGUCUCCCCGGAGCAGAGCCAGCCGGGCCCGGCCCGGGAGGCUGUUCCCGCGCGGGCAGGGGCGCACGGCGGCCAGCAGUCCAGAGGCGUGCAGACAGAACAGCCCCUGCCGAUGGCCAACGGCUUCCAGAGCCUCCACGACAUCCUCAAGAGCCAUCCCGGGCCCUUUGUCUCUACAGGGAAGACGGUCACCUUCCGUCCGGACCCGGCCCUCCCCAGCAAACUUGCGCCCCGGCAGCCGGACUGCGGCCAGGACGCCAGGAAGCGGUCGGGCUCGCUCCCCCGGGCUGUGGGGUUCAGACCCCAGGGCAUCACUGUCCAGUUCUCGGGCCGCGGCUCCACGGAGGAGGCCCGUCGGGAGGCCCUGCGGAAGCUCGGCCUCCUGAAGGAGAACUUGUGACGGAGAGUGGGCCGCGCUGGGGGAGUUAGGGUGACCAGGUACGUGUGGCCGAACGUGGAUGUGCGCAUGCGCACAGCGCAGUAGCAAAGCCCGGACUGCGGAACCCCGUGGAGGACGAGCGAUGGGGGCCCGGGAGUCAGCAGACUGGCUGCCCCGCUCUGGCCCGCAUCCGAGCUGGGACAUACUUCCGAACGAGAGCGUCCCGCACCACAUCUUCCCGUUUCCAAGAGCUCGGAGAAUAACCUUGAACACCUACAGGUUUCAGUGAUUUGUAAAUGCCUUAUGUGUUUUGGAUCUAGGAGGAGGGGGAUUGGGUCUGAUUUUUUUGUUAUUGAGUCUCUAAUCUAACCUUUUAUCCGAAGUGCAUGACACGAAAGCCACUUUAGAUCUCUCAUACUCGUUUCUCUAAGAAAGGGACCGUUCCCUCCUUUCCAACAAAAUAAAGAAGUGCUUGUUCAAUUUU
Balaenoptera ricei (Rice's whale) is the source of this 2045-nucleotide messenger RNA. It is a transcript of the gene PROSER2, whose product is annotated as proline and serine rich 2. NCBI's taxonomy places the organism in Eukaryota, Metazoa, Chordata, Mammalia, Artiodactyla, Balaenopteridae. The transcript is spliced from 4 exons. Bases 218 to 1582 code for a protein of 454 amino acids. The record is from RefSeq and is a predicted model, not a curated record.